UGAUAGUUUCCGUCACCGGAAGUUGAAUAGGCUUCCGGCUCGCGCAGCUGAGGGACAACAUGGCGGCGGUGGUGAUGUCCCGGUGUCAGUCCAGACUCCGGUUCUCCCCUCGCUGGUUCUUUAGAAGUUACUUAAGCUCGGACUCCAGCGGGACUUCCGGCAGCGACCCGCCCGCCGCAGACGCACCCAGGUCCGGGUUCGCUGCCGCCUUCGACCUCCAGACGGAGAUCCGCCGGGAGGCGGGGACCUCAGCGGCCGGACUGCGAGGCUCCUCCUCCGGUCAGGACGAGAGCUUCGCCUCGCUGCUCCGCCGGUCCCCGCUGGUCCAGAUGGGACCGGCCCGGGACAAGGUGGUGGUCGGGAGGAUCUUCCACGUGGUCCAGGACGACCUGUACAUCGACUUCGGGGGGAAGUUCCACUGCGUGUGUCGGCGGCCGGCGGACGGAGGAGAGAAGCUGCAGCGGGGCAGCAGGGUCCGUCUGCGGCUGCAGGACCUGGAGCUCACGGCCCGGUUCCUCGGAGCUCAGACCGACACGACGCUGCUGGAGGCCCAGGCCGUGCUGCUGGGCCCGCUGGAGGGACGGGAGGGAAGGGAGAGCCGGGACUGAGGGGGUCCGGGUCCCUGGAGAGACUGAACCCGAACUGACGUUCAGUCACGUGGUCUGAUCGAUGACAGAUUGUUUACAUCGAUCAGUGACUCGGAUGAUUAUUGAUCCGCUUGAAGUUUGUGUUAUUAAAGUGAAACGUGUUCCGA
Messenger RNA from Platichthys flesus (European flounder), 754 nucleotides. It is a transcript of the gene mrps28, whose product is annotated as mitochondrial ribosomal protein S28. The transcript has a single exon. Bases 60 to 608 code for a protein of 182 amino acids. The record is from RefSeq and is a predicted model, not a curated record. NCBI's taxonomy places the organism in Eukaryota, Metazoa, Chordata, Actinopteri, Pleuronectiformes, Pleuronectidae. Gene Ontology annotation, cellular component: mitochondrial small ribosomal subunit.